Molecule: messenger RNA, 482 nt
Organism: Erythranthe guttata (spotted monkey flower)
Lineage: Eukaryota; Viridiplantae; Streptophyta; Magnoliopsida; Lamiales; Phrymaceae
Source: RefSeq, a predicted model, not a curated record
GUAGAGCUUGUAAUGGUGUCUUGGCUUGAAAUACGAGGAAAAAUCAACACGGGAAUGUUGUCCCCAAACACGACCUACGGCGCGUACAUCGUUGUUCAGGUUGUUAAACGUGCUUUUGGAUUAGAUGACACACCUUUGGAGGUUUCAAUUGAAGUCGGUGAUUACAAAACGCGAGGAAAGAUUUAUAUGAAUCUCAAUGGGUUCAAAAGGCAAGGAUAUGAACCAUUUUGUGUAGGGGGGAAACGGUUUCCAUGUCCACGUGGCGACGGAUGGUUGGACAUCGAAUUAGGAGAAUUCUACAAUGACGAGAGUGAUAAAGAGGUGAAAAUGGAGUUUAAGGAAAUUAAGGGUAACCAGCUUAAAGGAGGGCUCCUUGUUGAAGGCAUUGAGCUUAGACCUAAGCACUGAUUAAACUUGAAGUUGUAUUUGGAUGAAAGUUUAAUAAUUACCGAUUGCACUUAUAAUUGUAUUUGAACAAGAAG